GUCAAUUUCAUAAUGCUGGAAAACAGCCAAAGCAGCCAAACUGUUUUCAUGGUACCACCUCAUUGUGAAGUAUUAUUCACAUCUUGUGUUGGCUACUAGCAUUAGCAUUAGGAUUAACUGAAUCUCUAUCUUUCAUAGCUUCUUCUCUUUUGGUGGUAGUAGACUAGUAGAGUUGAAAUACAGUAAAUAGAACUUUGGUUUUCUGUAAAUUGGCUUCAAAUGGCAGACACCAAAGAAGGUAUGACUCAAGAACAGCACCAUGUCACCAUAGAAGCUCCUCAAGCACUGCAAGACAAGGGAGAAGAAGUAAAAGAAGUUGAAGAGAAGCCUCAGAACAAGACAAAGACUAAACGAGUGGCUUCCUUGGAUAUUUUCAGAGGCCUCACUGUUGCGUUGAUGGUACUGGUUGAUGAUGCUGGAGGAGAAUGGCCGGUAAUUGGGCAUGCACCAUGGAAUGGUUGCAAUCUUGCUGAUUUUGUGAUGCCAUUUUUCCUAUUUAUUGUCGGAGUGGCAAUUGCACUUGCUCUCAAGAGAAUACCAAAAAGGUUAAUGGCUAUUAGAAAGGUAAUUUGGAGAACUAUCAAACUUCUCUUCUGGGGUCUUCUUUUACAAGGUGGUUACUCUCAUGCACCAGAUAAACUUACAUAUGGUGUCGAUAUGAAAAGAAUAAGAUGGUGUGGCAUUCUCCAGAGAAUUGCUCUUGCUUAUCUGGUAGUGGCAUUGUUUGAAAUCUCAACAAGAAAUGCUCAAGUUAAGGAUCUUUCACAUCAAUGGUUCUCUAUAUUCAAGAUGUAUAUUUGGCAUUGGGUGUUAGGAGCAUCUGUUUUAAUUAUUUACCUGGCUGUGUUAUACGGAACUCGUGUUCCUGAUUGGCACUUCAUCGUCCACAAUGAAGAUAGCACACUUUUGGGCAAGAUGUUAACUGUAACCUGCAAUGUCAGAGGAAAAUUGGAUCCUCCUUGUAAUGCAGUGGGUUAUGUUGACAGAAAAGUGCUUGGUAUUAAUCACAUGUAUCAACAUCCAGCUUGGAAGAGAUCCAAGGCUUGCACUUACAGUUCUCCUCAUGAGGGACCUUUUCGGGAUGAUGCUCCAGCAUGGUGCGUAGCACCUUUUGAACCAGAAGGAAUUCUGAGCUCAAUUUCUGCAAUCCUCUCUACAAUCAUUGGAGUUCAUUUUGGACAUGUUCUUAUACAUAUGAAGGAUCACUCAUCCAGACUUUGGCACUGGACUGUCAUGGGUUCAGCUCUUUUGAUUUUUGGAAUUACUCUUCAUUUUACACAUGCUAUUCCCUUAAAUAAGCAACUGUAUACUCUCAGCUAUGUUUGUGUAACGGCAGGAGCAGCAGCUCUAGUGUUCUCAGCAUUCUAUGUCCUGGUUGACAUUUGGAAAUUGAGGUAUCUGUUUCUGCCACUUGAAUGGAUUGGUAUGAACGCCAUGCUUGUAUAUGUCAUGGCAGCUGCAGACAUUUUCGCAGGAUUCAUUAACGGGUGGUAUUACGACAACCCUCAUAACACACUGGUACAUUGGAUUCAGAAGCACAUAUUCAUUGACGUUUGGCAUUCAACAAAAGUAGGGAUUCUACUUUAUGUCAUCUUUGCAGAGAUACUGUUCUGGGCUAUUGUUGCUGGCAUUUUCCACCGGUUGGGAAUUUACUGGAAGCUUUAGUUUCAGUGCUUGAUGCAUUUUGGUCCUUUUCUAGCUUUGUUAAUUAUAGCACCAUAUUUCAUCAUAACUGAUACCUUCUGCUACCUGUGUAAGGUUUUAUAAGCUGAUUUGUUACUGAACUCAA
Molecule: messenger RNA, 1789 nt
Organism: Coffea eugenioides
Lineage: Eukaryota; Viridiplantae; Streptophyta; Magnoliopsida; Gentianales; Rubiaceae
Product: heparan-alpha-glucosaminide N-acetyltransferase
Exons: 13
Coding region: 220-1665 (481 amino acids)
Source: RefSeq, a predicted model, not a curated record